CAUGCCAUUCUGAUCCUAUCAAGAGGCAUAUAUCACUAGAAUAUUCGUUGUGCAAUGUGUACUAAGUCGAUUGCAUUAUUUUGUAGAAUCUGGAGACAUAAUUUUAUGAAAAUAAGUGGAAGAUGAAGCGAAGGGAAAGCUGAUACAUCAUGAUUAACUGGUCGCUCAAUACGCAGACCAUACUGGCGAGUUUAAGCAUAGGUCUUUUGGUAUAUUACGUCAUCAGACGAAUUCGGUAUCGUUUGCCUCCAGGACCUUGGUGCAUACCACUCGUCGGACAUUAUCAAAUUUAUUCAUCUGUUGAAAUUCACAAGAAAGUAGCAGAGUUGUCUAAGAAAUAUGGCCCAGUCGUACGCCUGUCGUUUGGCUACAACACUUGGAUUUUUCUGAAUGAAAACGAUGUUGUAAUAGAGGCAUUGGUGAAAAAGAAAGCAGAUUUUGCUGGUAGACCUAAAUUUUCAUCAGAUGAUGCAUUUAGUGACGGGGGCAGAGACAUUGUAUUUAGCACCUAUUCGCCAACUUGGAAAUUGCACAGAAAAAUUGCAGGCAAAGCUCUCAGGCAUUAUUUACAAGGAGAUCUCCUCGAAAACAUGAUACAGGAUAACAUGGAUAAAUUCCUCAAUAAAAUGGCACAGGAGAAGGAACCUUUUGCUUUCAAAAAUUAUGUGGAUCUGAUGGUUUUUCAUCAACUGUAUACUAUUUGUUUUGGGGAAAAACGGCCUAUUGAUGACCCUGAAGUAAAGGCACUGCUUACGUUAGAUGAAGAGUUGAUCACCUAUCUUGGAGCUGGAUUCCUUGAGGAUUUAUUCCCAUAUCUGAAGGACAUCUUACCAACUGCGAAAUGGAAGAAAUUUCUUAUAAUGUUAGAUCAGCUGUCAGAUGUGCUUCGGGCAAAAUACAAAGAGCACGUCGAUACUUUUGAACCAGGUGUAAACAGGGACUUCAUCGACAGUUUGCUGAUGGCCAGACAGGAAGCCAAGAAUGAGGGUGACGAAUCCGCCCUGGAGAAGUUGGAUGAUAGACAUUUAAUUCAGACUAUUUCAGAUAUAUUUCUGGCUGGAGUGGAUACCACAAGAUUCACAAUGGACUGGUUUAUAUAUUUCAUGACCAGAUUUCCAGAGCUCGAAACCAAAUGCCAGGAGGAAAUUGACAGGGUUGUCGGCUCAGAACAUCCAUCAAUGAAACAUCGUAAUAACCUGGACUAUACAGAAGCUUGCCUUUUUGAAACAUUAAGGCUUGGAGGCGUCGCAGGACUCGGAGUCCCUCACAUGACUAUGUGUGAUUCACAAGUUGGUGGUUAUGACAUACCAAAAGGAACCACAGUUAUUAUCAACCAUUGGGCUCUUCAUCAUGAUCCUAAAUUCUUUAAAGACCCAGAAAAAUUUGACCCAUAUCGCUAUCUUGAUGAAAACGGAAAAAUGAAACCUUCUAGACCAGAUAGUUGGCUUCCAUUCUCAGCGGGCCGCAGAGUUUGUUUGGGAGAAACGGUCGCUAAACCUGAAUUAUUACUUAUGUGCGCUAACCUACUCCAGCGAUUUGAAAUUCGUCUCCCAAUUGGAGUGAAACCAAAUCCUAAUUUCAGGCAGCUGGGAUUUGGCACAGAGCUUCCACCUGAGUAUAAAAUCAUCGUCAGGGAAAGAAAUGAAAGUUAAACCAUCUAUGUCGUUAUAUUUUUAUAAUAAUACUGUUAGUAAAUAAAUAUAUGAAUUUACUGUAA
This is a messenger RNA of Saccostrea echinata, 1717 nucleotides long. Its product is annotated as steroid 17-alpha-hydroxylase/17,20 lyase-like. Gene Ontology annotation, biological process: progesterone metabolic process; hormone biosynthetic process. The transcript has 11 exons. NCBI's taxonomy places the organism in Eukaryota, Metazoa, Mollusca, Bivalvia, Ostreida, Ostreidae. The record is from RefSeq and is a predicted model, not a curated record. Bases 150 to 1652 code for a protein of 500 amino acids. Gene Ontology annotation, molecular function: iron ion binding; steroid 17-alpha-monooxygenase activity; heme binding.